Microcebus murinus (gray mouse lemur) is the source of this 542-nucleotide messenger RNA. It is a transcript of the gene RIDA, whose product is annotated as reactive intermediate imine deaminase A. The record is from RefSeq and is a predicted model, not a curated record. Gene Ontology annotation, molecular function: deaminase activity. NCBI's taxonomy places the organism in Eukaryota, Metazoa, Chordata, Mammalia, Primates, Cheirogaleidae. Gene Ontology annotation, cellular component: mitochondrion; cytosol.
CGGACCGGCCCCGCGGGCUCUUUUGCUUAGAGACCCGGCGGGGUGUUCAGUCAGUCAGCUGAGUCUCUGAGCAGGGUUGCAGUCGUGGCUUGUUCUCGCCGAGGGGCCGAAAGAGGGGAGGAUUAGCCAUGUCGUCCUUGAUCAGAAGCGUGAUCAGCACCGCCAAAGCCCCGGGGGCCAUAGGCCCCUACAGUCAAGCUGUAUUAGUCGACAAGACCGUUUACAUUUCAGGACAGAUAGGCAUGGACCCAUCAAGUGGACAGCUUGUGCCAGGAGGGGUAGAAGAAGAAGCUAAACAAGCUCUUAAAAACAUGGGUGAAAUUCUGAAAGCUGCAGGCUGUGACUUCACUAAUGUGGUAAAAACAACUGUUUUGCUGGCUGACAUAAAUGACUUCAAUACUGUCAAUGACAUCUACAAACAGUAUUUCAAGAGUAAUUAUCCUGCAAGAGCUGCUUACCAGGUUGCCGCUUUGCCCAAAGGAGGCAGAAUUGAAAUUGAAGCAGUAGCUGUCCGAGGACCUUUCACAACACCAUUGCUCUAA